This is a messenger RNA of Gongylonema pulchrum, 585 nucleotides long. Lineage: Eukaryota; Metazoa; Nematoda; Chromadorea; Rhabditida; Gongylonematidae. The record is from the annotation of a GenBank genome assembly.
AUGUUGCUCGUCAGGGAGACACUUUUGCAGAGCGCGUUUAUCCAGCUAAUCCUUGCACUGAUAGUCAAACUUAUAUUAACAAUAUUCACGUUUGGUAUCAAAGUUCCGGCCGGUCUUUUCGUUCCAAGUCUUGCCAUGGGUGCUAUUGCUGGUCGCUUGCUUGGAAUCACCGUCGAGGGAAUUGCUGCCUCGCUGCAGAAGAGUGCUGAAGCGCAUAGUAACAUUUGGGCUUGUCAAGUUGGUAAGGAUUGCGUAAUGCCUGGACUUUAUGCAAUGGUCGGUGCUGCUGCUGUUCUCGGUGGAGUUACACGGAUGACCGUUUCGCUUGUUGUUAUAAUGUUCGAACUAACAGGAAGUCUCGAAUUUAUUGUUCCAACAAUGGUUGCAACGAUGUUCGCAAAGUGGAUUGGCGAUGCAAUUUACAAAAUGGGCAUUUAUGAUGCUCAUAUCGAUCUGAACGGUUAUCCGUUUUUGGACAAUAAGGGCGAAUAUCCAUAUUCAACUGUUGCCAUACAAGUAAUGAAGCCUGGGCCAGGUUCGCUUUCCCAGUAUUUAUGCAAUCUUAUAAAAGGGCAUAAUGUAUGA